This is a messenger RNA of Tuber melanosporum (Perigord truffle), 2212 nucleotides long. RefSeq lists its product as uncharacterized. The transcript is spliced from 2 exons. NCBI's taxonomy places the organism in Eukaryota, Fungi, Ascomycota, Pezizomycetes, Pezizales, Tuberaceae. The coding region runs from base 77 to 2212 and encodes 711 amino acids. The record is from RefSeq and is a predicted model, not a curated record.
GCCGCAGAAGAGCCCUCAACCUGUGUCUGGAGUAAGUAGUGUAGUAUAGUUAAGCUCUACUUAUCGCUUGGAACAGAUGCUUCCCCAAAAUUAUGUCCUCCCUGCGAGAGCGCGACUUGAGAUCCUGCUCGUUCUCGCCUUCGCCUGUAACUCUGAAGCAGCUUCAGGUGAUUCCCCGAUAUCCUCUUCCUCCGACGUUUGGGCCACACUCGUGGCGAACAUCGCCCCACUACUGGUCCUGGUUGGCGAGAAGCACGUAAAGGCAUACUUUAAAAAUAUGUGCCGGCCAUCGCACCACUUACUCUUCGCUUCCGCGCCCAUAGGGCUUGUCACCGCCGUAACUACUUUGAUCCGACUGAACGGCACACCAGUGCUUAAGCGAAUGAUAGGUCGACAAUUUGAGACGAGGGCUGAAGUUCUCGCCGAUGUGACUUCUGUCUCUGGGGGUGAGGUUGGGUUGGAGCUGCGGAAUAUGAACCUGGAACAGACUAUUCAACCAACCGACGAGGAUCUUGCUAUGUUUUGGGUACACGGGAGAACGGAAGGAUCGCCAGAGGAGGUUGCAAAGACCUUUACGGGUUGGGUUGGGACUCUCAUGGGGAUUGGCUAUGCGGCGGCCAACUCUGCCUCUUUAUAUUACGAUAGAAGGUGCUCAUGGGAGAUGAUGAUGUCCUUUAAAGCCACGGGCACCUGCGCACGGUGGGUUGCAAGGGGACAUGCGGCAGAAUCGCGUAACUUGCCAGAGCUUUCGGGUCAAUGCGAGAAGAAGGUUGUUGCGGAAAAAAACUCUGGAGACAUAGCAACAUGUACGGCGUCAGCAGCAGUGUAUGCUAGAUUCACUGACGUUUCUUUGGGCUUAACGGCUAGUGUCAACCUCGACGAUGGAAAACUGGAAAUUGUGAGGUACGCAAUUAUUGUGCUCUGCUCGAUGGGAAAUGUUGGGAUAAUUCUUGCAGCCUGGUUCAGGGGCCGUGAUCCCAGAGAUGUAGGACUUGUUGGCGCAGGGCUCUUUGUUUCCUGCGCUGGCUCUUGGCUCACUGCGUGGCUUGUGGACGAAGCGUCGGAGGAGACAAUUCUUGAUAUGUCUCAAUUGUCGGCUAUUGCCUCGGGCUUUUUCUCGGAUAGGAUUCCUGAGGGAACGGAACUCAGUUUUUGCCCCAAGAAGAUUGCAAUUUCAACCGAUGCUCGCCCCGGAAUGAGGGGGGGUGUGGCCAAAGUAAGAGGAUGGAUGUCUACGGUAGCUGUUGUCGCGAUGGUGUUGGCGUAUACUGGGCUAUACUUGGGGCUACGGUCUUCUGAUUGGUGGGUCUCACUUGCCAUGCUUGGGAACGCAGCUAUCGCCGGGAUAGCUAGGUCCAUAGUGGUUCCCACAGCCUUGUACCUAAAUUCGGCGGAUCGCCGUUUACCAAACCCGAUGACUUGCGCAAUUGGGUAUUCUGCGAAUCGAGAGGACUUGUCUCAUCCGGACAAAAGCAACAACGGUUCCCUGGAUAUAAGGGCCGGUUCUGCGCCAGGACAGGACCAGAGGGUUCUCUCCGAACCACUUGAUGUCGGGCUGUACGAGGCGGUAGUCGGUGAAUACCGUUACAAGGGUGGGUCUAGAGCCUAUGACAAUAUACAGCCGUACAUAUGGACAGCCCUCGCCUUGGCCACUGAGAUGAGCAAACGGGGGAUUGCACCACUGGAGAUGCGAGAUUUCCCCCCACGGAGCGCCGGGAUUAUUGGUGUGGAAGGCGCUGCAUGCAUAUUUUCCGAUAUCAUCACUCGGAAAGGGGUAUGGCGCCAACCCCUCGAAGUUAUAGUCCAUCCUGGCGGGCAAUCCGUGCCCGAACGGGUGUUGGCUAUUUUCUGGGGCUGGUACUGGCGGGCAUCCGCUCAUCAGGCGCAAAAGGUGGCCAGCAUCGAGCUACCUCCAGAUUUGUUGAACCGCUUCAUUGAUCUAGGUGAUGACGAUGGUGAUGACGACGCGAAAUUUGGUACUCCGACCGACAAGUUGAAGGAGGUGUUGAAUUCUUCUACGACUCCGAGGGAAAUUUUGUGGAUGGGAGCAAAGCUGUGUUAUGCCUCUUGCCACACUUGGGAUUCAAAUGCGUUUGAGGAGGCCGGGAUGACUUGGUUUGGUGGGGCUACGCAUCAGUAUUUUAGACAGGGGCAAAUAUUGUCGUUUUUAGAUGCUAUUGUUGCAGCGGGACUUACGUGCCCGCGCGCGUGA